AUGACAAAGUCCGGUGCGAAAGGAAAGCAGCCCGCUGGACGCGCUGACGAAUCAAAGCCACAAAGCAAGGGGAGGAAAGGCAAAAGAAACAGGGCCAGCUCGGCAACAAAUGCUCCCCCAAGCGCUGAGCCAUUGCCCCCGUCUCUACCCCCGCCCCCGCCGCCUCCACCACCGUUUCCAUUCGCUGACGUCGUAAUCAAGGCCCGUGACGAACUUCUCAGCAAGGCCAAGGAGUUGUACGCUAAGAUGGAUCCUCUGAAACCACGGCCAAUUCACCUUCGAGAGACCAUUGGGUUUGGUCCUGAGGGGCUGAGUCUCGAAGACAGCGAGUAUUGGGCCUCCGUUCCGCCCCACAUACGCAACUCCGUACUCCGCUGGUACACAUCGCCUCCAGGGCCGACUCAAGACGGUUUGGUGAUGAAGUCGAAUGAGAUGUAUGCUUUCGCGCAGAGGCUAGGAGCGGAAGUGGAAUUUAGCGAUGAAGACCAUGAUGUCCCCCAAUAUUCUGGCUUGCCGUUCGACCCCUCAAUGUUGGACGAAUUGGCGUCCCAUCGGUACGAUCAGUACAUAAAAGACGCGGCGGCAACGCUCGUCCCGCUCCCAGAUAUCGAGUUCCCCGUCUGUUUUGGGGCCCAGGAGGGUGAUGAGGAUGAUGUAUACUCUGAAGAUGUUUCGGACGAAUUUGAGAUACAGGGUGACAUGAAAGCAGUAGCACCGGAGGUACUGACGAAUGCGGUAGUGCCGCCGUUGCCGGAGCGGAGUCCGGAGUUACAACCCACGCCACCGUCCGCCGAUCGUCGGCGUGACAAAUCUUCACUUCCGCCCUCACUUUCUAGCACGACUACAACGAUUGGCAGUAUGCCUGUGGCCAAAUCCCAACAGCCUCCUGCUCCAAGUUCCGUUUCGAUGGGAAAAAAGCCAAUGCUGUAUCCCCCAACGUCCCAGACAACGACGGCGACGACACAGCAGCAGCAGCCCCAGGGCAAGAGCGCCAGGGCGGCGUCGAAGCAGCCUUUACCUGCACACGCAUACCCUCACAACCAUCCACACCAUCAUCCAUCUCCCCCGUCCUCGAAUGCAUCGCAGCCCCAGAAACCUCGGCCACCUAAUGCCAGUAAUACCUCAUCAAAGAACAGCAAGAUCUGGAGCACGAGCAACUCAGAGGAACGAGAACGAAUCAAAGAAUUCUGGCUCGGGCUAGGCGAGGAGGAGCGCCGGAGUCUCGUCAAGAUUGAGAAGGACACGGUGCUGCGCAAGAUGAAGGAACAACAAAAGCACAGCUGCAAUUGUGCAGUCUGUGGUCGGAAGCGCACUGCGAUAGAAGAAGAGCUUGAGGUACUGUACGACGCUUAUUACGAGGAGCUAGAACAAUACGCGAAUUACCAGCAGCGAUACGUCUCAUCUGGUGGUACGAUCCCCCCUCCACCCGGGCCUGGGCCGUUUCCUGGGAGCGUCGAGUUGGACAAGAACGGUGCGGUCAUUGGUCCUAACAGUAAGUCACCGCAUCCGCCAUCACGGACCGCCGGUAAACAGACCAAUGGGAUAAACGGCCGGAAGCCAUCGCACCCACCCCUCAAGCAGCAGCCUGAAAGCGAAUUUGAUCCCGAUGACGACGAGGGCGACGAGGAUUAUGGAGAGGAUGAGGAUUAUGAUGAGGAGGAAGAAGGAGAGGAGGAAGAGGAAGACGACGACGACGAAGAGCAACCUGAAGAGGAAGAAGAGAAACCUACGCGCGGAGGCCCAGGGAACAUAUUAACUGUUGCUGAUGAUCUGCUGAAGAAUGACGGUCAGAAGUUCCUGGAAAUGAUGGAGCAACUGGCUGAGAGACGGAUGCAGAGGGAAGAGGAAGCGGCGGCGGAUGUUGAGGAGGAUAGCGAAGAGGAGGAGGACGAUGAGGAUGAUGAAGACGAUGAAGAUGACGAGGACGAAGACGAGGACGAGGAUGACGAAGAAGAGGUUUUAACGGAAGAGCAGAAAAUGGAGGAAGGGAAGAAGAUGUUCUCCAUAUUCGCAGCGAGGAUGUUCGAACAACGUGUUCUUCAAGCAUAUAGGGAGAAAGUUGCGCAAGAACGUCAGCUCCAACUGCUGCGUGAGCUCGAGGACGAGGACAAGAUGUCGAAGGAGAAGGAAGCGAAGAAGCAAAGCCAGAACCAGAAGAAGAAGGACAAGAAGAAGCAGCAGAAGAUGGCGAAGGAGGAAGAGAAAGCUCAGCGGGCGGCGGAGAAGGCCGCUGAAGAAGCUGCGCUGAAAGCCAAGCAAACCGCUAUUGAGGACGAACAGCGAAAGCGCCGGGAGGAGGAACGCGCCCGCCGCGAGGCUGAGCGCAAGGCCCGUGAGGAGGAGAAGCAGCGCAAGGAUGAGGAGCGUCGGAAGCGUCUCGCCGAGGAAAAAGAACGGGAGGCUGAGAGAGAGAAGAAGCGCAAGGAGAAGGAGGAGAAGGCCAAAGCUGAGAGGCGAGAGAGGGAAGAGAAGGAACGCAAAGCUCGUGAAGAACGUGAAGCAAAGACUGCCCGGGAGAAAGCUGCCGCUGCCGCUAAACGCGAGCAAAUGGAAAAGGAGAAGAAAGAGAAAGAGGAGAAGGAAAGAAAGGAGCGGGAGGAGAAGGCGGAGAAGGAAGCCAAGGAACGGUUGAUUCAGCAACAGCAACAGCGUACUGUGUCAUCGUCCAGCAAGCUGCCACGCGCUCCUCCUUCGCCCCGCGAUGCUUCUGCCUCUAGCUCUUCCAGUAGCCAGCGCAUCCCGAGUAUCAAUGGGACCAAUGGCAAGAAGAUCUUGACAAAGCCCCCUCCAGUGUCUGCACCUGCUGCAGGACCAAGUCAAGCCCAACCAUUGCACCCUCAGCGUUCCCAGCAACAAAGUCGGCCACCUGUACAUUCUUCCUUACCUCCUACUCCAAUCACUCCCCAGACUUCGCAGCACCUCCCACCUCAGCCCCCCAUGUUCAAUUCUGGUCCACCGGGCAUAAUCCCCCCAGGUAGUGCAAUGUCGCCGCGCAUUCCCUUCGUUCCACCUCCAUUUGGCUUUCCAGCGGGGCCGUCGAUGCAGCCCAGCCCCACCUCUCCUCUUGCACCCUCCGCCAUGCCUAGAACAUUUGGUAUGGGAGGACCAGCCCCGCCUUUCGAUCCUCCUUUCCCUCGAGUUACACCCAUCGUUACUCCAGCGCCCAUCGCACCUCCUCCUAAGACCCCUUUACCACCGUCGUCGCUUGCGCCAGGUGCUAACAGGCGAGCUUCUGUCCCUGACCCAGGACCAAUCACUCGUCCGCUCGCGCCGAUCGCAAGACCGGGUGAGUCGUCCGGCUCAGGUUCUCCAGUGCGACGGUCCCCAAGUCCAAAAGGCGUACUCGGAUCUUCUGCUCUGGCAGCAGACGACGACGAAGUAGUGUCUGCACCGUCCCGUCGGACGGGGUCAGUAGGAACCGUUGGUCAAGGGUGGGGUCCAUCGAGUCCUCGUGGAGCUAUAGGUGAGAACUCGGUACGUCCACCUUGGGGCGCGCCCGGUCCUCCGGGUCCUUUGGCUCCUGGGCCUCCAGGUUUUGGCUCUCCACGACCAAUAGGGGCGCUCUGGGGCUCUCCUGCCAAUCCAGAAUGGCAUCCGUCCAACGGUCAAUUCUAUCCUAACUCUUUCCUCACCAAUGCAACUUCGUCCCAACCGCAUUCGAAUAGCUGA
Molecule: messenger RNA, 3669 nt
Organism: Pleurotus ostreatus (oyster mushroom)
Lineage: Eukaryota; Fungi; Basidiomycota; Agaricomycetes; Agaricales; Pleurotaceae
Exons: 5
Coding region: 1-3669 (1222 amino acids)
Source: RefSeq, a predicted model, not a curated record